Molecule: messenger RNA, 3926 nt
Organism: Vitrella brassicaformis
Lineage: Eukaryota; Vitrellaceae
Source: the annotation of a GenBank genome assembly
CAUUCAUUCAUUCAGUGAAUCACUGCCGUGAUCCUGGCCUGACUGGCCACGAGGUGGGUGGCCAUGGGUGUCUCAAAUCACCCAUACGUGGUCACCAUAGCGGCGGUGGCUUUAUCCGCCCCUCCGCGCCUCCCUCUUCGCCUCUCGCGACGCCCACAGCACUCGCCACUCUCUCGCGACUAGGGGAACUUGGAUCCGAACUUGGAUCUUGGAUCCUGGAUUCUGGGCAGCCCCGGGCUCGCGCCAGCCGUCCCUUUCCCCCCUUGGAUCUGCAACCAACCACCAUGCCGGCGACAGCAGAUCUCGAGCAGCCAUCGUCUCUGCUGCCCCUCCUCGCUGGCGCCACCGCCGGCGUCGUCUGCCUCGUUGGCCUCGAGGAGGUUCUCCGCCUGCAGCGCAAGAAGCCCGCCAAUGCGUCAUCGAGCGUCGGUGGCAAGCAAGGUGGGCGACCGGACGUCCUGCGCCAGGUCACGCCAGAGGAGAAGGACAAGCUGUGCGAGGUGCCCCGUGUGAAGCUCACACCUAUGGAGGCAUUUGAUGCGCUGCGCUCGGGGAAAGACCCGCACCUGUAAGUAGUUAGUAAGACAGCAAGCAGCGGCCUCGUUCGUAUGCAUGGAUGGCGUUUGUGUGAGUGUCAGGACCGAGAAGUGGCGUGACGAGCUCGACAGCGACGUCUUCUUUGUGCAGCUGCCCCUCGGCAAGCGCAUUUAUUUCAUCACCGACACGACCUGCUGGGACACACUUAUCGGACCCGCCGGCCUCGAGAAAUCCCACUUUCUUCGGCAGCUCGAUCUGUUCGGGGAAGGCCAGAUGACGCGCACGCGGAGCAUCCUCACGCGCAAAACCAGCGGAGAGGGAUGGCACGCGAUCCGAAAGGCCCUCGCCCCGGCCUUCUCGUACGUAUGCCUUGCGUCCACAUUGACAGACAGACAGACAGACAGAUGAGGACGCAUAAUGGGCUGGCUGCAUUGGAUGUGCCUGCUUGUUUGGUUUGCUCGUUCAGCAACAAGUGCUUGGUGGCCAAGACGCCCAUCUACCACCGAGUGCUGUCUAGCUUCUGCAAGGCCCUCGACGACGCUGCCGACAAAGGCAUGGUCGUCAACAUGCCCGAGUGGGGGCUGCGGUACACCAUUGACAUGAUCGGGGAGGUCGCAUACAAGUACCCACACCACACCACACCACACCCACACACGCACAGGAUCAGCCAACACAGAACGGCUCGGCUCAUGUGUCGAUGGUCUGUAUGUGUGUGUGUCAGUUACAAGUUCCACGCCUUCGACGACGAGCGCAAUGGCGAGGCCAAGGCCCUCCUCCGCGCCAUUGACGUGAUAUUCCGUGAGACCCGUUACUCGAACGUCAACCCAUUCCGGUGCGCCAACCGCCCUGUGUGUGUGUUUGCAGCCGUCACUCUCUCUCUCUCUCUGUGUGUGUGUGUGUGUGUGCAGGCCUUACAUGGUCUGGUGCAGUGAGGUGCGCGAGUAUUACCAAUCCAUCCGGCUCUUCCGCGACGUGUGCCGCAAGAUAUACCGCCAGUUUCUCGACACCCCACCGGACAAACAAGACGUGGGUGGAGUGAGGCUCAGCGCUCGCUGCGCUGACAAUCGCACGCAGCAGAGUGUCUUCGAUGGUGUGGUUGGUGUGUGGCCAGGCCACGUCGAUCAUCUCGUAUAUCCACAACAAUCCUGGCUACCAGUGUGAGUUCGAGAAGCUCUGCGAUAUCUACAACCUCCUCUGGGCCGGGUAAGUGGGUGGGCACCACACACACACAUGCACUCGAAUGAAUGCAUCCACUAUGGUGCCGUCGUGUGUGUGUGUGUGUGUGUCUGUCCCAUCCAUCCAUCCAUCCAUCUAGGCACGACACGACUGGCUACACAAUCUCUUGGGCUGUCUAUCACUUGUCCAGCAAUCCCCGUGUCCUCAAGAAACUCCAACAGGUAGCUCAGAGCACACACACACUCACACACAACACGACGGGGCAGGCAGACAGAGCGACCCCUGCAAGCAAGAUGAGAUGCAGGCGGCAGGCCUUGAUGCGCUCGUUCGUGUGUGUGUGUGUGGAGUACAGGAGCUGGAUGCGGCCACGUUUGCGGAGGAGCUUCCCUCGUACGACGAGCUGAACCACCUGCCCUACUUCAACGCCUGUGUCAAAGAAAUCAUGCGCAUGUCAGCAACCAACCACAAAACACACCGAGAUCGAUCCAUCCCUAAUCUCUUGUUUGUGUGUGUGUGUGUGUGUGCAGCUCUCCCGUCGUGAGCAACGGCACCCGACGGCAGACAGAGAGCGGCUUCAAGGUCACCUCUCGUGGCGUGGACUACUGGAUCCCGGGCGGCUAUCAGAUGCUCGCACCGUUGUUCGCCCGCGUCAGGGACGACCGAAUGUAUGCCAGCGACCGGGGGAGCAGACACACGACACGCAUCAAGGGAACAAGUGCUUUGUCCACUGCCUUCUUGUCGUCUGUGUCUGUGUGUGUGUGUGUGUGUGUAAUGGCCUUAGUUGGGGCGAUGGCAAGGUGUUUCGACCGGAGCGAUGGCUUGAGGCCUCCGAGGAGCAGCUGACGGUCUACAACAAGCUGUUCCAGCCCUUCAGCAUCGCCCCAAGAUCUUGGUGAGUAAGAGCGUGCGACGGUCCAACACAUUACAUCAGAUCAGAUCACACCUCUCUGGCUGGCCUGACUUGGCUGGCACUCUCUCGUCCGUCGGUUUGUUUGUGCAAUGCAGCAUUGCCCAACACUUGGCGCUGAUUGAGGUAACUCCGCACAGCUGCAGGGGGGACAAUCGCUGCACACAGACAGAACGAAAUGGUAGCGGUGUGGUGUGUGGUCUCCCUCUCUCUGGGGCUCUUCAGGUUCGCAUGACAAUCGCGGCCCUGUUCAAGGGUUAUGAGUUCGAGAUCACGACAGAGCCGGAGUUUUUCUACUCGAUCACGUGACUGACUGACUCGCACACACAUACACACCACAAAUGGCCUGCCAUUCCUUCCCGCGUGUUGUGUGUCCUUCCUCGUGUCGUGUCUGUGUGUGCAGCUACAAGCCCAGAGGCCUUAUGGUCAAGCCCAUCAAGCGGUCAUGAUCCGGCACAAACCCACACAGGCAGAAGGUUGCAGACAGACAGAUGAGAGAUUGGUUUUUCUACCAAAUGUCGACCUACCUGUGUCGCUGUGCAUGCUGUAGUUUUCGAUUGCUGCGAUCCUCUCUCUGUUGUGUUGGUGUUCCGUGUGCCCUUUUUGCCCUUUUCGUGGACCGAUCGAAUCGCUGACCACUUCUUAUUUUUGUGUCGGUCGUCUCGCUCAUCAACCAAUCAAUGUGCAGGCCCUCUUUUUGGGCCAUCCAUCCAUUUUAUCGCCGUGUGCGCGUAGCGGGUGCGUGUGAGGGGAUGUGUGAUGUGUCCACGGCUGGUUUGUAGUUUUUCCUCUCAUCAAUCAAUCAGUGUGCGUGAGCGCGAUGAACGAAUGUCGUUUUUGUCUCUCGCCAUCCGUCGUGUGUGUCGAUCUAAACAUAUAUUGACCGUCCGGUUGACUUCUCUCUCCGUCAAUCGUUGCCUGCGGUGCCUGCUGAAUCUCUCUCUCUCUCUCUGUGUGUGUGUCUGUCUGUGUGAGCCUGUCUGUGUGUGUGAGGGUGCGGGUGUUUUUUGCCAUCUCAAGUGUCGCCCUGGCUGGUCAAUCAGAGCAGCGGCACUCCUGCUGUGGGUGGGGGAGCGACUGGAAAAGGUCAGGGACUUCCUGUGGCUCCGACAGAUCGAUGGCCUGUCAAUGUGACAGAGAGAGUGAGUGCAUCUUGGUGCUGGGAUGUCUAUGGCCCGAAGUGCAUCGUUGCAUGAGAGCGAGGUGUGUGUGUGUAUGUUGGCUGAAAUGCUGCCCGACCACGAUGUCCGAACCUUCCGCAAAUUUAAGAUGACUGCGAGAACUGCUGCGUCUCAACAAGACAAGU